Cordyceps fumosorosea ARSEF 2679 is the source of this 1518-nucleotide messenger RNA. RefSeq lists its product as hypothetical. The transcript is spliced from 4 exons. The coding region runs from base 1 to 1518 and encodes 505 amino acids. The record is from RefSeq and is a predicted model, not a curated record. Lineage: Eukaryota; Fungi; Ascomycota; Sordariomycetes; Hypocreales; Cordycipitaceae.
AUGCUUUAUCGCUCCGACAACAGACGUGGCGUCGAUCCAGUCAAUGGGUUCGACAAGCUGAACCCAACUACACAAUCGUACGUUGAAGAGGUCUUCUGUACUAUUUUACAGAUCAAGCCUGGAAACGAGCCUGGAGACUCAUAUAUGCAACUGGCAUGGGCUCUUCAUUGCCUUGGUGUAGGCCUUUUCGAGUACAAUCCUAAAGCGCGCACCACACCAGAGAUGUUGAUAGCCCAAAGGGUUCAUGAGCAGACGAAAAAGGCAAAAGUUUUCAUCUCUUACGACGACAGCGACUUCAAUUUAUCACACCUUACUGAAGUAGCGUCUCGUCGCGUUUGGGGUAUGGAUGAUUUGAAGACCAUCGCGGCGGAAUGGAUGAGCGGCAAGGACGAAGAGAAGUUAUUGAAGCCGGGAAGACAACUCCUGGCAAUCUGCAAAGCGGAAUAUGAGGACUUAAAAGAAAGAAAGGCGGACGCCAGUACGAGACAGCUUGGCAAAAUGGAAGAACCAGACGAGAGAAUGGCGCCUACUUACCGCACAUUCUCGGAAAACUACAGAGUUCAGUGUUUCAAACCAAAAGCACGAAAAUCUGCAAACGAAGAGUGCCAGCUGGCGGCGAAAACAUGCCUGUCAAAAAGCACACAUGUUAACAAGGUUGAUGGCCGGGUUGGACGGUGCAGAACCAGCUCCAAGCACCCAUCAUGUGAAAUCUGCUCCGAUAACAGUCCGGGAGUGGAGGGGCAACGUUGUCGGGGGUCGAAAGAACACUUCUACUGCUUGGAGUGUCUACAAAACCUGGCUCAGAGUACAUUCGACAGCGGCGAAACCACGAUUCGAUGCCAGAUAAGCUGGGAAGAAUGUUCUGCUCCUUUUCUUGCUAGCCAGUUCCAGUUUCUGGAGUCGCAAUUUGAGGACCCUCGUAUGAGGUUACUUUUCGAACAAAUUUCCCGCGACGAAAGUCGACGCGCUGUCGAGCUGGUGACCGAAGAUGAUGCCAGAUGUCCUUUAUGCGACUGGCCAGAGCAGUACCCUGAUUUUGAAGAAGAACCUAUAUUCUUCUGUCGAAACCCCGACUGCGGCUCAGCGACUUGCAGACGCUGCUCACGUCAAGCGCAGCCUGGACAUGAAUGCAAGGAGACUACAGUCAUGUCUCUUUCAGAAUCCAAAGAAAAAGUCUUUGACUUGUUUUGCGAAGGUCUCUCGAUGGCUGUCAUACGCAAGUGCAACUAUAUUUGCCACCAAAGUCUUGGAGGUGCGACGGAUGAUAACGCAUACGGCCAUUUCACCACCAGCGGUGAAGAAGGAAAAUGCCCUCUCUACAGAAACACAACCUUGUUGCAUUUGGAAAACAGACAUACAUCACUGGAAAAGAUUGCAGUCACGAUCAGCACAGAUUUUCCAGAUCUGGCGCCCCUGGUGCAGGAAUGUCUCGACAAGCACCGGAAGGAACUCCAAACAGAAUUUGACAGCCUGUCAAAAAUGAAAAACAAAGGCGUGAGUUUUCCAGCGAUGUUUUGA